This is a messenger RNA of Dreissena polymorpha, 1553 nucleotides long. RefSeq lists its product as uncharacterized. The record is from RefSeq and is a predicted model, not a curated record. Bases 62 to 1252 code for a protein of 396 amino acids. Lineage: Eukaryota; Metazoa; Mollusca; Bivalvia; Myida; Dreissenidae. The transcript is spliced from 2 exons.
UUCUGGAAUAUUUUCAAACAUAGUUAAAUAACUUAAGGAAGUAGGUAUCGAAUGAGCGAGUAUGCCGAAGGCGUCGCCCCGACCACGGGCCGCAGCCCCUGCCACGCGGCUGUCCAACUUCCAGUACUUUCUAAUACUUACAGUGAUCUCCGUCCUUAACGUCUGCUUUUUCCUGGGACUGGGUUUCUCGCCUUCGCAUGUUCGCUGCUCCACGGACCUCGUCGUUCAGUUCGUGAAUCUGUAUCUCGAGAAUAACGGUGCGACCGCCAUCGGGGACAUACUGCCGGAAACGUGCGCGAAACCCGCCCAGAAGUCAUCGGACGAAUUCGAAAGGUCGAUACGGGAGAUAGUCGCCCGUUGUCUUAAUAUCACGCAACGAAAAAUAAUGAAAAAAUUGAGGGAACGGCCUUUAUUGACGUUAUUUACGACGUUCGCGGAUCAUAUACAUACGAAUACUGAGAAGUUAUUCGUGCAUAAUAAUACAUUGAUGAACUGGGCUCGAUUCAAACCGCAUGCGAAUGUAAUACUCUUCACCAAUGACUCUGUCUGGGACGAUAUAGCCAAGCAGAAUGGCUGGGAAACGAUAUCGAUUUCGGAACAGGCCGAGCGACCGCCGGAACUCAGGGAAAUGUUUCGGCUCGCGUACGAGCGCUUCGAUACGCCCUGGUACGGGUAUGCGAACGCGGACAUACUGUUCACAAACCAACUCAUUGUAACCCUUGAGGAUCUCAGUGACAAAGGCAACUUCACCGAAAAAAGCGUCCUAUUAACUGGGCGCAGGACCAAUAUUGAGAAAAUAUCUCUUGUAAAUGCCCGUUCAGACGGAAAUCUUACUAAACACGCUAGAGAUUACGGAACCUUAUACCGCGAGGACGCGGAGGACUACUUUAUUGCAACGAAACCGUUUCCAUGGCAACGUAUACUCCCCGUGGUGGUCGGUCGCCCUGGUUACGAUAACUGGCUCGUGGCCGAGGCCCGGUGUAAACUACACACUGACGUCGUUGACGUCACAGAGACGAUAUUAGCGAUUCACCAAACCACAGAAAAGGGCGGCAAUAAUGAGGGACAUUACCACCCUCGCAGUACUCUCAAUUUUGACUUGUUCAAACAAAACAAGAUCAAGCCUAAUUACUUGGCGGGACUUACCAGUUGCAUUCCGUACUUUACUUAUACUGAUUUCUGUGACGUCGUUAGCGUUGAAGCUCGCAGUCGCGAUCACUUCGGACCUCGUUGUGGCUGUGGUGUCAGAUAAUAUUAGCUUUAGUUAGGGCAUUAAUAUAUUGUGUUCACAUUUGAUAUUUAUUUUACCAUCAACCAUAAUCUCUGAUUUAAACAUGACAUGCACGAAGUUUUGUUUGUUUAAUAUCUAUACAUUGACUGCAGUUCACUCUCUGUAAAAUAUUGUUCUGGUGUUAAAACAUAAUUCGUCAAUCGUGGUCAGGUCAUGUUAUGGUCCAAAUAUAACAUUUACACAUGAUUUUACAUGUAUUUUUAAAUUUUAAAAUUAGCAUACGUUUAAAUAAGCGAAUUGUAAACUACCAGUGUGUACGCAC